Molecule: messenger RNA, 819 nt
Organism: Penicillium griseofulvum
Lineage: Eukaryota; Fungi; Ascomycota; Eurotiomycetes; Eurotiales; Aspergillaceae
Product: tudor domain-containing protein
Exons: 3
Coding region: 1-819 (272 amino acids)
Biological process (GO): negative regulation of DNA-templated transcription
Molecular function (GO): DNA-binding transcription factor activity
Source: RefSeq, a predicted model, not a curated record
AUGGCUGAUCUCUCUUCCUUGGAGACCGAUUUAUCGGACUGCAAUUCUCAGAUCGAAACUGUUAUGUUGGGCCUGGAGGUAGACCCUGAUAAUGUGGAACUAAACAGCCUCAAAACGGAGCUCGAAGAAUACAUGGACGUUCUCAAAACUCAAAUCGCCGAGCUCAAGUCAAUUGUGCCCAAACCAGCUUCCAAGUCUGCUAAGCACCCAGAGGAGGCAUCUACUGCAACUACUCCCGCGUCAUUUGCAGUGAAUGACACUGUUCUUGCGCGCUGGGUCUCUGGCGAUAAGGCUUUCUACCCUGCCAAAAUCAACUCCAUUACUGGCUCCUCGACCAACCCAGUCUACCUUGUCACAUUCAAGUCAUAUGCAACCGUGGAAACUUUGACUGCCAAGGAUAUCCGACCCAUCUCUGGCACUGACUCGCGAAAGCGCAAGGCUGAUGGAACACCAGACAGUUCGGCAUUUCCCUCGCCCGCUCCCCCUCACCCUGGUGUAAUCUCCGCCGCGGCAGAUAUCAACCCCACACUGGCUACCCAGGCUCGCCACGAACCCAAAAAGAACAGUGAUGGACCGGCUCGUCCUGCCAAGAUGCCCCGGACAACUAAGGCCCUCGAAGAAGGGAAGAACAAAUGGAAGGAUUUUGCUGCGAAGACUAAGGGCAAAGGCAAAGGUGCAUUUGGCAAAAAGGAGAGCAUGUUCCGCACGGGUGAAGGCGUCAAUGCACGAGUGGGAUUCAUAGGUUCCGGACAAACCAUGCGCAAGGACCCGACCCGAACCCGCCAUGUCUACCAAAAGACCGAUGAUGACGGCUAUUAG